CUAUGUUGUUAUAGAUUCUGUAGGUAACAUUGAUUCCAUGAUGGCUGGCGUUCGUGUUGGUUUGAGCGCUCCCAUUGAGCGCGUGAAGUCAACUUUAAGUGAGAGUGCCGGUGAUAUUAAUUCAUUCUGCCAGGCUGUGUCCCGCUGCUCGCUUAAUCCAUCUCAUCGAUAUGUCCUUUACACUGUGGAUUCUGUUUACGAAGGUCUUGAGUUGGAUAGUUCUAGUACACCUGGCAAUGCGGCACACAAGAAUGUUACGCGGCAUCUAUUCAAGUUGCCUCGUGCAGUGUAUAUCCCUAGGGCACCUGAAGGUUACAAGUUUGGCCCUGAUUUCGGAUCACUGCUUGACUCUCGUCUUGAUGCUAGUACCCUGACACUUCAGGACAUGUCUACGAUAGUGAACAACAUCAUCGACAUGUGCGAGUUCAUUGCUGAGCAUUCCUUGGAUACUCUGGUUGGUCCCUUGAGGCCUAGUGUCUUGUCGUUCCUUGAGGCAUACCGUGAACGUUUACUUGCAGAUCGUCGCUAUGGUGAAGUGAAGCGGUUGAGGUUUGCUACUGAGCUUUUGCAUGUCACCAAGUUACAUUCCAUUGACUGUGACGACCUUGUAUCCUACAUAUCCAAUAUGCUGGGCAGCAGCCCAGGGUUACUGCGUCAAAGUACUCCCGACACUUUGGAGUACCUAUGUCGUAUGAAGCUGCCUUAUGACUUGCGGUGCCGUAUUGAUGGGUUGUUUCGUAGCUUAUCAUGUACCCACCUGAGCGUUGAUCAAUGGUCGCAUUUAUUUGCAGUGGCAUGUCGUGCCAACGACAAUCGCAAUACUGUAGACUGCUUCAUUCAGCAGUUUAAGGUACUCUAUCGCGGGUUGCGUGUUGAAGCAGAUCACAAUCGUGUAUCCCAGGGUGCAAUAAUGCAUGUUGUCCGUGGUAUAUCAAAUUUGCGCUGCAGGAUCUGUCCAUCGGAUCCGUUAUGGUCGAAUGUAUCCCAUGUAAUCGAGUCGUUGUGGCCCUUUGUCAAUGUUCGCAAGGGUCGUUUUUCCAAUUCAGAGUUUAUUGCAGUUGCUGAAUGCUACUUCCACGGCCACCGGUCGCUACAUCCUCAGUUAAGCCAGGGUGCCCGUGACUGUUUGGAUAUUUUGAUACGUGAGUUCCACCGUCGUCGCGGCUCGUUCCUGCUACGCGACUGGGUCAAUGUCUUUGAGGUUCUGGAACAUGCUCGGGAUGCCAUGGCCGUUAACGUCUUGAUGAACAAGGGUAGCAGCUACUACAUACCAGUGAGCACGAUCCAGCGCGCCUGGGUUGAGGAUGUAAGCGCCCAGCUGUCUGAGAUGCCACUGGAGUCACUGGCUGACAGUGUCUACUCGUUGAGUUUCCCGCAGUGCUCGAAUUUGUGUAGACACUUGGUGCAUGCUGGCUGUUACGCCGAGCCCCUGAGUGCGGCUUUGGAGCGCCGCUGUCUGGCCCUGCUGACUGACUUGAAGUACCACACCACCCGCCACGUAUUGGAUUUAUACUUUUUCCAGCUACAGAUGGUCUUACCACCACAUAAUCCGUUGAGAUCAGCUUUACAGAGUAACAAGACUGCCACUGAGAUGGUAUCGGGUAUAUCAAGUUAUAACUUGAUACGCCUUCUUUCCUUGAGCUUGGGCACCAACGCCUCCGGGGUCAUGUUGAUACUCAACCAGCUUUGUGAAAGGAUUGAAUCUAAUCUACUAUCACUUGGAUUUGCGGAAUCAUGUAAUCUACUAUCUCACGCGGUAUCAUAUCAGCACUGGGCACUUGUUAAUGCUAUAUUGUCGGUUGCAGUCCCUCGUGUCCUGAGGUCCCACGAGGGCCACAAGUGCUUGAGUAGGCUGCUCGAUCUGUCCAAGUUCACUUUUUCCAUGCCUGAUUCAGGGUCAAUAUCAACUCCAGCUACUGUGCUGCAGUCACUAGUGCUGGAGCGUGCUGCUAACAACGUCCACCAUCUUGGUUUACCGCACCUCGACUUGCUUUUGCGCAAUUUAUCGCAUUGUAAAUUCACCGAUUGCACAGGGCAAUCGGCGGACUCACAACAGCUGUCGCCACAUGUUAAGUCCCUGCUGGAAUCUGCGUUAUCCCACGCCAUGGAGAUUGACCUCUGCGGGUACACGGCAAACCACUUUGCCAGCAUGGUUGAGGCACUGGCACAGCUUGGUAUACGCCAUGAUAUGCUAUUGGACCGCUUGGUGUCCAGCUGCGUGGCAUCGUUGGUAGAGGCUGAUAUAUCCGUUGCUGCUACAUCGUUGACAUCACUGGCAUCAAGUCUAGCCCGAGUUGACCAUCGGGUUCAGGCGCUGGGUGACUUCUUCGAGCGCAUACUUGACCUCGCCCCUGUACCGAUAUCCAAUUGGGACUUUGAAGCACUGGAUAUGCAGCAGCGCAUGGCGCUGCUGCACUCCAUAUCGCUGUAUGGCAUUGUUACCGAGAGCCUUGAAGCAAGGUUCCUGGAGGUGGUCGCUGAAUGCGAACGCCUCGUUAGCAAUUCAGCGACCUCUGGCAUCAGUGCGUGCACAUAUCGCCAAAUGUACGAUACCUACAUAUCGCUACUGGUUGCUGGAAUGCCAAACAUGGGUGUUAGUGGCCGGUAUCCAGUGUUCCUACUGGAGCACCUGCCGUGCUACCACUGGUUCAAGCACCAGGAGACCAAGCUAGCUGAUUUCAAGGUAUCAGGACUAUACACUGAGAUUAAGGGAUGCCUGUCACAGCUGGGUGUGACUGCCGGGGAGCCUCAGGUUACAGGUGCGUACUUUGCGCACCUGGUAUUCACCGACAGCGGCCGCGUGUUAUACUGUGUACCACCCAGUGAUGAGCUGAUUUGGCGCGUACCGCGCAACGAGGCAUACCCAUGCUCCAGUGCCAAUACGCUGGAGCAUCUGCAUGCCAUUGGCGAGUCUUCCCGCGUGAUGCAGCACCUGCAGAAAUCAGGUUUCGAGGUACUGCCGCUGUACACGCGGCAGUGGGAGCGCCUGGACCAACAGGGGCGCAUCGCCCUUUUGCGAUCAUUGUUGAAAUUACCAACAGAACCCGGUACUAAUUGAUAUUUAUAUCUCGUGGCUUUAUUAGUCACACGAGACAUUAUACUUCCAGUGACCGCUUCA
This is a messenger RNA of Babesia bovis T2Bo, 3118 nucleotides long. RefSeq lists its product as uncharacterized. The transcript is spliced from 3 exons. NCBI's taxonomy places the organism in Eukaryota, Apicomplexa, Aconoidasida, Piroplasmida, Babesiidae. The coding region runs from base 38 to 3058 and encodes 1006 amino acids. The record is from RefSeq and is a predicted model, not a curated record.